GGGCGGCCGCGGCGGUGCCGGGGCGCCGCUGCGAUGGGCACCUGUACAUCUCACUAGAAGUGACUGGGCCGCCUCUGCCGGAGAGAUAGAGCUUCCCGGAUCCGAGGCGGAAAGGCGGGGUCGCGCGGCCGCUUCAGGCGUUGCUCCCUGCGGCGGGGCGGAGCGUUCGCCCCGGGCCCCAGUCCCAGAUUGGAAUGAAUGGGCGAGCGGCGGACUGCUGACUAGCGUCGGUCUUCCCCCUAGUGCGGCGUCGGCAGCGCGGAGCGGCGAGGGCCCGGGGGCAGGAUGAACCGGGCUAAGCCCACCGCUGUCCGCAGGCCCAGCGCUGCGGCCAAGCCUUCGGGUCACCCUCCACCAGGAGACUUCAUUGCUCUGGGCUCAAAGGGUCAGACCACUGAGUCGAAAACAGCCUCUACCCUGCUGAAGCCUGCCCCUUCCGGCCUGCCCUCGGAGCGGAAGCGCGAUGCUGCGGCUGCGUUGGCGGGUGCCUCAGCCCUGCCCGGGCUCACCAAGCGCCCCAAACUCUCCUCCACGCCCCCACUGAGUGCCCUGGGACGCCUGGCUGAGGCUGCAGUUGCAGAGAAGCGUGCCAUCUCUCCCUCGAUUAAAGAGCCGUCCGUGGUCCCGAUUGAAGUCCCACCGACGGUGCUGUUGGACGAGAUUGAGGCGGCCGAGCUGGAGGGCAAUGAUGACCGGCUGGAGGGCGUGCUGUGCGGGGCCGUGAGGCAGCUGAAGGUGACGCGGGCCAAGCCGGACAGCGUCCUGUACCUCAGUCUCAUGUACCUGGCCAAGAUGAAGCCCAACAUCUUCGCCACGGAGGGCGUCAUCGAGGCCCUGUGCAGCCUCCUGCGGCGGGACGCCUCCAUCAACUUCAAGGCCAAGGGCAACAGCCUGGUGUCUGUGCUGGCCUGCAACCUCCUCAUGGCCGCAUAUGAGGAGGACGAGAACUGGCCCGAGAUCUUCGUUAAGGUGUACAUUGAAGACUCCCUAGGGGAGCGAAUCUGGGUGGACAGCCCGCACUGCAGGACCUUUGUGGACAACAUCCAGACGGCUUUCAACACCAAGAUGCCCCCCAAGGGUGUGCUCCUGCAGGGGGAGGCGGGGCGUGGCGGAGGGGACCUCAGUGCUGGGAGCAGCCCACACCCGUCCCUCACGGAAGAGGAGGACAGCCAGACGGAGCUCCUGAUCGCCGAGGAGAAGCUCAGCCCUGAGCAGGAGGGCCAGCUCAUGCCCAGGUACGAGGAGCUGGCGGAGAGCGUGGAGGAGUACGUCUUGGACAUGCUGCGCGACCAGCUCAACCGCCGGCAGCCCAUCGACAGCGUCUCGCGGAACCUCCUGCGGCUGCUCACCUCCACCUGCGGCUACAAGGAGGUGCGGCUGAUGACGGUGCAGAAGCUGGAGAUGUGGCUGCAGAACCCCAAGCUGACGCGGCCCGCCCAGGACCUGCUCAUGUCCGUGUGCAUGAACUGCAGCACGCACGGCGCCGAGGACAUGGAUGUCAUCUCCCACCUGAUCAAGAUCCGCCUCAAGCCCAAGGUCCUGCUGAACCACUACAUGCUCUGCAUCAGGGAGCUGCUGAACGCGCACAAGGACAACCUGGGCACCACGAUCAAGUUCGUGAUCUUCAACGAGCUCUCCAACGCGCGGAACCCCAACAACAUGCAGAUCCUGUACACCGUGCUCCAGCACAGCUCCGAGCUGGCACCCAAGUUCCUGGCCAUGGUGUUCCAGGACCUACUGACCAACAAGGACGACUACCUGCGGGCCUCCCGGGCUUUGUUGCGUGAGAUCAUCAAGCAGACCAAGCACGAGAUUAACUUCCAGGCCUUCUGCCUCGGGCUCAUGCAGGAGCGCAAGGAGCCUCAGUACCUGGACAUGGAGUUCAAGGAGCGCUUCGUGGUGCACGUCACGGACGUGCUGGCCGUGUCCAUGAUGCUUGGCAUCACCGCCCAGGUGAAGGAGGCUGGCGUCGCCUGGGACAAAGGAGAGAAGAAGAAUCUCGAGGCGCUGCGCUCCUUCCAGACCCAGAUCGCCGCGAUCCAGCGGGACGCUGUGUGGUGGCUGCACACCGUCGUGCCCUCCAUUAGCAAGCUCGCCCCCAAGGACUAUGUGCACUGCCUCCAUAAGGUUCUCUUCACGGAGCAGCCCGAGACCUACUACAAAUGGGACAACUGGCCGCCCGAGAGUGACCGCAACUUCUUCCUCCGCCUCUGCUCAGAGGUGCCCAUCCUGGAGGACACGCUGAUGCGCAUCCUGGUCAUCGGGCUCUCACGGGAGCUCCCGCUGGGCCCUGCCGAUGCCAUGGAGCUGGCCGACCACUUGGUGAAGCGGGCUGCGGCCGUGCAGGCCGACGACGUGGAAGUGCUGAAGGUGGAGCGAGUGCAGCUGAUCGACGCCGUCCUGAACCUGUGCACCUACCACCACCCUGAGAACAUCCAGCUCCCGCCAGGGUACCAGCCUCCGAACCUCGCCAUCUCCACUCUCUACUGGAAGGCGUGGCCCCUCCUGCUGGUUGUCGCUGCGUUCAACCCGGAGAACAUUGGCCUGGCCGCCUGGGAAGAGUACCCCACGCUGAAGAUGCUCAUGGAGAUGGCAAUGACCAACAACUACUCGUACCCGCCCUGCACCCUGACGGACGAGGAGAGCCGUGCCGAGAUGAUCAGCCGGGAGCUGCAGGUCUCGCAGCGGGAGAAGCAGGAGAUCCUGGCGUUUGAGGGGCACCUGGCCGCGGCCUCCACCCGACAGACCAUCACCGAGAGCAGCAGCCUGCUGCUGUCCCAGCUCACCAGCCUCGAGCCCCAGUGUGUGAGGGGUGGGGUGGCUGUCCCAGAGACCGGGCCCCUCAGCGAUGGCUCCAGGGUGCAGAGAGCUGCCUCCGGAGUCCCCGCAGGUGGCGGGCCGUUGCGGGGGGGAGGGCGGCGGCGGGACUGACUAGGAAGAGCCAUGUGACUGCCGCCCGCCCAGGCUUCCUCGCAGUCCAUGCCCUGGCUGGCUGACCUGGUGCAGUCCAGCGAGGGCUCCUUGGACGUGCUGCCCGUCCAGUGCCUCUGCGAGUUCCUGCUGCAUGAUGCCGCCGACGAGCCCGCCUCAGGCGGGGAGGAGGAGGAGGGCGAGAGCAAGGAGCAGAAGGCCAGGAAGCGGCAGAGGCAGCAGAAACAGAAGCAGCUGCUGGGCCGCCUGCAGGACCUGCUGCUGGGCCCCAAGGCCGACGAGCAGACCACGUGUGAGGUGUUGGACUACUUCCUGCGACGGCUGGGCUCCUCGCAGGUGGCCGCCCGGGUGCUGGCCAUGAAGGGCCUGUCCCUGGUGCUCUCGGAGGGCAGCCUGAGGGACGGGGAGGAGAAGGAGCCGCCCCUGGAGGAGGACUCGGGCGACGCGGACGCGCUGCAGGGCUACCAGUGGCUGCUGCGGGACCUGCCCCGGCUGCCGCUCUUCGAGAGCGUGAGGAGCACCACUGCGCUGGCGCUACAGCAGGCCAUCCACAUGGAGACCGACCCGCAGACCAUCAGCGCCUACCUGGUCUACCUGUCCCAGCACACGCCCGUGGAGGAGCAGGGCCAGCACAGCGACCUGGCCCUGGACGUGGCCCGGCUCAUCGUGGAGCGCUCCACCAUCAUGUCCCACCUCUUCUCUAAGCGCUCCUGCAGCGCCGAGUCCGACGCGGUGCUGGCCGCCCUGCUGUCCAUCUUCUCCCGCUACGUGCAGCGCAUGCGCAAGAGCAAGGAAGGCGAGGAGGUCUACAGCUGGUCAGAGUCACAGGACCAGGUCUUCCUGCGCUGGAGCAGCGGGGAGACGGCCACCAUGCACAUCCUCGUGGUCCACGCCAUGGUCAUCCUCCUGACUCUGGGCCCGCCCCGUGCUGGUGACAGCGAGUUCCAGGCGCUGCUGGACAUCUGGUUCCCGGAGAAGAAGCCACUGCCCACGGCAUUCCUGGUGGACACGUCGGAGGAGGCGCUGCUGCUGCCUGACUGGCUAAAGCUGCGUAUGAUCCGCUCAGAGGUCCCACGGCUGGUGGAUGCCGCCCUGCAGGACCUGGAGCCGCAGCAGCUGCUGCUGUUCGUGCAGUCCUUCGGCAUCCCCGUGUCCAGCAUGAGCAAGCUGCUGCAGUACCUGGACCAGGCCGUGGCCCACGACCCCCAGACCCUGGAGCAGAACAUCAUGGACAAGAACUACAUGGCGCACCUGGUGGAGGUCCAACACGAGCGCGGGGCGUCCGGAGGCCAGACUUUCCACUCCCUGCUCACAGCCUCCCUGCCCGCCCGGCGAGACAGCGCAGAGGCGCCGAAACCCAAAAGCAGCCCGGAGCAGCCGCUGGGCCAGGGCAGGACCCGCGCCGUGACGCAGGUGCGAGUGCUGGGCCCGGAGGACGACCUGGCUGGCUUGCUCCUGCAGAUCUUCCCACUGAGCCCGGGCCCGCGGUGGCAGAGCUCCAGCGCGCGCCCUGCUGCUCUGGCGCUGCAGCAGGCCCUGGGCCGGGAGCUGGCGCAUGUCCGCCAGGGGAGCCCCGAGGUGCCGGGCGUCGCAGUGCGCCUCCUGCAGGCCCUCGCCACCCUGCUGAGCGCCCCGCACGGCGGGGCCCUGGCCCUGGCCAUGCACCGUGGCCAUGUCCUCACCUGCCCCCUGAUGCGCCAGCUCUGCCAGUACCAGCGCUGUGUGCCCCAGGACACCGGCUUCUCGUCGCUUUUCCUCAAAGUGCUCGCACAGGCCCUGCAGUGGCUGGACGGUCCCUCCGUGGAGGCCGGGCCCCUGCAGGCCCAGCUCAGACUGUUUGCUGCCCAGUGCUCGGCGCGGCGCCGGAUCAGCAACGUGCGGAGUGGAUUUUUGCACCUGGCGGAGGCCCUGACGUUCCGCGGGGACCCGGAAGCGGUCAGCUCCACUGUGCGUGCCAUCGUGGCCACCCUCAAGUCUGGGGAGCAGUGUGACGUGGAGCCCGAGCUCAUCAGCAAAGUCCUCCGGGGUUUGAUCGAGGCGAGGUCACCUCACUUGGAGGAGCUGCUGGCCGCGCUCUUCUCCACCGCGUCCGCCGUCCCAGCCUCAGGGCCCGUGGCGGUGGUCAGCUCGCUGCUGCUGCCUGAGAAGGAGGAGCCCCUGGUCCCAGGGAAGCAGGAAGCCGACAGCUGCAGCCAGGAGGCCGUGCGCCUGGGGCCCUGCUCGGGGCUGCUCGUCGACUGGCUGGAGAUGCUGGACCCUGAGGUGGUCGGCAGCUGCCCCGACCUUCAGCAGAGGCUUCUCUUCUCCCGGGGCAAGGGCAAAGGCCACCCUGGCCCCCAGGUGCCAUCUUUCCGCCCCUACCUACUGGCCCUGCUCACACACCAGUCCAGCUGGUCCACCCUGCACCAGUGUAUCCGCCUCCUGCUGGGCAGGGGCCGGGAACAGAGGUUUGACCCCUCGGCCUCCCUUGACUUCCUCUGGGCCUGCAUCCACGUCCCUCGGAUCUGGCAGGGCAGGGACCAGCGCACCCCACAGAAACGGCGGGAGGAGCUGGUGUUGCGGGUGCAGCCGGCCGAGCUCGUGGGGCUGGUGGAGCUGAUCCUGGCCGAGGCAGAAGCGCGCAGCCAGGACGGGGACGCGGGCGCCUGCGGGCUGCUCCAGGCACGGCUGCCCCUGCUGCUCAGCUGCUGCCGUGGUGGCGACGAGGGCGUCAGGAAGGUGACGGCACACUUGAUGGGCUGCGUCCAGCAGUGGGGCGACAGUGUCCUGGGCAGGUGCGGCCGUGACCUGCUAGUGCAGCUCUACCUGCAGCGGCCGGACUUGCGCGUGCCCCUGCCCGACGUCUUGCUGCAUAGCCAAGGGGCCGCCGGCAGCAGCGUCUGCAAGGGACCCAGCAGAGGGCGGCAUCUGGGGGUGUCCAGCCUGUGUUGUGAGGCUCCAGGAGGGGUGCGAGCGGGACCGGUGACACGGCCUCUGUCUCGGGCAGACCCGGCUCUGAGCGCUGCCUCACGAUGCCCUUUGCAGAACUAUCGGAAGUCCUCCCGCCACCUGGUGCCCUUCGCCAGCAAGUUCGUGCGGUUCACGCACAAGUACAUCAGCUGCAGCCCCGUGGCCGCCGUCGCCUUCUUGCAGAAGCACCUGAAUGUGCUCCAUGACCUGUCCCUUGACAGCAGCGACCUGGUGAUGCUUAAGUCACUCCUGGCAGGUCUCAGCCUUCCCAGCAGGGACGGUGGGGCUGACCGGGUCCUGGACGAGGAGGGUGAGGACGAGAGCUCAGCCGGCCCCCUGCCUUUGGUCAGUGUCUGCAUCUUCACCCCUCUGACCGCAGCCGAGAUGGCUCCCUACAUGAAGAGGCUGUCCAGGGGCCAGACGGUCGAGGAUCUGCUGGAGGUCCUGAGCGACGUGGACGAGAUGUCCCGGCGGAGACCGGAGAUCCUGGGCUUCUUCUCGACCAGCCUGCAGCGGCUCAUGAGCUCGGCUGAGGAGUCCUGCCGAAGCCUGGCCUUCAGCCUGGCCCUGCGCUCCAUCCAGAACAACCCUGGCAUCGCAGCCGACUUCCUGCCCACAUUCAUGUACUGCCUGGGCAGCCGCGACUUCGAGGUGGUGCAGACGGCCCUGAGGAACCUGCCCGAGUACACCCUCCUCUGCCAAGAGCACGCGGCUGUGUUACUGCACCGAGCCUUCCUGGUGGGCAUGUACGGCCAGAUGGACACCAGCGCCCAGAUCUCUGAGGCCCUGAGGAUCCUGCACUUGGAGGCCGUGAUGUGAGCCGAGUUUCAGAACCACCAAGGCGGGCCGCGGGCACUUGGAGCCCACACCCGGGCCCUGCUGGCAGUGGGGGGCUGCCCGCCCCAGAGGCUGUCCCGCCUGCGGCUGCUGGGGGUGCAGCCAGGGGAAGGGGUGCUGACAUCCUGCGGGUUCAAAUGAAACGUGCUGAAUUCCC
Messenger RNA from Odocoileus virginianus texanus, 6874 nucleotides. NCBI's taxonomy places the organism in Eukaryota, Metazoa, Chordata, Mammalia, Artiodactyla, Cervidae. The record is from RefSeq and is a predicted model, not a curated record.